AUGUCGACACCAAAAAUCUCGUUCAAGGUCCCACAGGACACCCCGGCAGACGACGACCUCGAAGGAGACGUUGCCGCCCACGACCUCACAUCGGCUCCCGGCAAGGAGCGUGAACGCGAGCCCCUGUUUGGCGGGGACAUUGCAAACAUCAGCCAGGAUGGCGCUGAUGGCAUGGAUGUCGAUGGCGCCAACGGUGAAUCAUCCACCGCGCCCAACCCUACUGUUCUUGGCGCUGCUUCUCCCGGCAACGACGCCGCUGGCGAUGGAGCCACCCCUGCCGCCGGCGACGCGGCGCGUCUCUCGCCCAACGACCUGCACGCGCUCGCGACGACGUACCUCGCUUCGCAGACGCAUCCACUCGUGGUUCCCAGCUACUCGUCGUGGUUCUCGCUCUCUACCAUCCACCCUAUCGAGCGCAAGUCGCUGCCCGAGUUCUUUAGCAAGCGCAACCGUUCAAAGACUCCGGCCAUCUACAAGGACUACCGCGACUUUAUGAUCAACACGUACCGUCUCAACCCCGGGGAGUACCUCACUGUUACCGCGUGUCGUCGCAACCUCGCAGGUGAUGUGGGCGCCAUCAUGCGCGUUCACGGCUUCCUCGAGCAGUGGGGUCUCAUCAACUACCAGGUCGACUCGGAGACUCGCCCUGCACCCCUCGGUCCUCCCUUCACUGGCCAUUUCCGCGUCACUCUCGACGCUCCCAAGGGUCUCAGCAACCUGCACCCCGGCUCCAAGCCCGGUGCCGGCGCCCUCGCUCCCAACGGCGGCGCGAUCACCCCGCACGCGACCAACCUCGACCUUCGCAAGGUUAUUUACUCGUCGACCUCCCGCAACACCAAGCCCACGACCGAGGCUGAGGCAGCCAAGGUUGCCGCCAAUGGCACCGAGCCCGCGCGCCCGCAGAGCCACUCGUGUGAGACUUGCGGCACCGACUGCACUCGUACCCGCUACCACUCGCUCAAGGACGGCGAGUACACCAUCUGCCCCGCCUGUUACGUCAACGGACGAUUCCCCUCGACCAUGUUCUCCGGCGACUUUGUGCGCCUGGACGACGAGGUGUUCAAGCACGGCUCGCAGGGUGCCGGCCCCGACUGGUCUGACCAGGAGACGCUUCUUCUUCUUGAGGGUAUCGAGAUGUACGACGACGACUGGAAGGCGGUCUCGGACCACGUUGCCAGCCGCUCCAAGGAGCAGUGUAUCGCCAAGUUCCUCCAGCUCCCUAUCGAGGACCAGUACCUCACCUCAGACCCCGGCGCUCAACUCGGCCCUCUCCGCUACCAAGCUGGCCUGAAUGGUGUCCCCUUCGAGGGCGCCGAGAACCCCGUCAUGAGCGUCGUCACCUUUUUGGCAUCGGCCGUGGGACCCGCAGUGGCCGCCGCUGCCGCUCAAAGCGCCCUCGGCGAGCUUGCCCAGGGUCUCAAGCGUAAGCGCGCCGAGAAGGGCGGCGAGGACAAGGAGACGAACGGCGACUCUGCCGACGCGGACAAGAGGCAGAAGAAGGAUGACGAGGUCAAGGCCGAAGCGACGACACCGGCUCCAGUUUCCGGCGACGCCAUGGAGACGGACGAGCCCGAGGCGGCCGUUGUGGUGACGACGGAGACCAACGGCGGCGGCGAGGGCGAUAAGGAGAACAGCGACGGCCCCUCCAAGUCAUCUCUCGAGCGUGCUGCGAGCAUUGCGAUUGGUGCUGCUGCUGCCAAGGCCUCGACACUGGCACGGCACGAGGAGUCUCGUCUGUCUGCUCUUGUCUCGCGUCUUGUCGCUGCUCAGGCUCGCAAGGUCGAGCUCAAGCUCAGCCUUUUCGAAAAGCUCGAGGACGUUUUGGAGGACGAGAAGCGCAAACUCGAGCUGGACCGCCAGCGCCUCUUCCGCGAGCGCAUUUCUGUUCAGAAGCAGCUCGCACAGGUCGAGGACCUGCUCCGUCGUGCCCAGCAGUCGCCUGCCACCGUCCAGCCCGCCGAGGUGGCUGCUGUUCGUGAGGGUAUCGCGCCCACGACCGCCGACAAUGUUACUCCCGUGACCGAGCAGGUCCCGCCCCCAAGUGCAGAGGGUGCGACGAUUGCCCAGCUUUAG
This is a messenger RNA of Apiotrichum porosum, 2073 nucleotides long. RefSeq lists its product as uncharacterized. Gene Ontology annotation, molecular function: histone binding; DNA binding. Bases 1 to 2073 code for a protein of 690 amino acids. Gene Ontology annotation, cellular component: SWI/SNF complex. The transcript is spliced from 2 exons. The record is from RefSeq and is a predicted model, not a curated record. NCBI's taxonomy places the organism in Eukaryota, Fungi, Basidiomycota, Tremellomycetes, Trichosporonales, Trichosporonaceae. Gene Ontology annotation, biological process: positive regulation of DNA-templated transcription.